UGUUUUAUUUUUGAACUCAAGUCAGUAGCCAAUCAUGAGCCAGAAAACGGACGUGUUUUUUGUUGAGCAACAGCGGCAACUGUUGGUAGUUCGUUCUUUAUUUUAUGACAGUCCCACCGAUGCCCGCCGUCCCGCGGUUGCCGCUUCACUCGACCGACUUCACCAACUUCACUCCGUUGACUCGCCUCGCUCCAUUGACUUGAGUCUGUGCUUGGCAGUCAAGAGGUAGUGCAAAUUGGUUUUGGGUAUUCUGUGGUUGUGCGCGACGAACAAUCGCAUAGGUGUUGUCUGCCAUCACGUUUUGUGCUGUGGUAACGGCGUGGACGUUGGCAAACAUGACAAGUUCGACUCAGCGACACAUCAAACCAUCCUUGGACGACUUACCUAAACGCUUUGUGGUGGCCAUGAAGACCUUAUUCGAUAUUAUGGACGAUCAGAAGGCUGGUCACAUCAAUCUCAAGGAUAUAGAGGCACGGUGGGCAAGUGGUCGCGACGACAGUGCAUCUUCGGUUGUUCCUAACGGCGUAAUCGAGUCCCUGCAGAAGGUCACUCCGCCGAAUGGUCAGCUGACGUUCGAGCGCUUUUGUGCUGGGCUAAAAAUCUGCUUGCUCCGUCAUCGGGUGUCGAACCACCGCCAGCCUGUCCAGCAGGGCGUUCUGCAAAGACAUCGCAGCGUCAUGCCGCCCGCACCGCCGCAGCCUCUAGGUCAGGUCGCCGAACCUAGAGGACGGCCUUCGUCCGUGCCGCUCCCUGACCGUGUCGAAAGGUCAAACGGGCAAGGAAAUGGCCUUUCAAAGCCUUCGGCCAAGGUUUACGGUGGCUCGGACCGGUCCCUUAAUAGGUUGUCGGCAGUUCGGCCGCCUUCGAACACGGCGACGGUACGGCCCAAUGUUGUGGCCACGCAGCAGAGAUCCGUAAGUGUGCCGCACCUCCAAAACACGACGGGCGCCGAGCAGCCCAGGAUGUCUAGCGAUCCGCGUCGGGCCCCCACGAAUGUUCGGGAGUUGCCGAGCAAGCUAAGGGGUUAUCGCAGUGACAACAGGCUGCACCAUGGACCCCAGCAAGCUUCGGCGGAGCCAUCGGGGAUAUUGAGAUUCAGCCGGGUGCGCAGCAAAACUCCCGAUCCGAGUUCGGAGCUGGCGAAGAGUCAGCCACCGCAGGCCCACAGGCGCAAUCCGGAUGCACAAAAAGAGAACAAAAACCCUGAGCAGGGCACUGACGACAACGCGAGCUCAAGCAAAACGAAAAGUGUUCUGCCAGCUGCACCAGCUCACCCAGCAGCACCAGAGCGCAAGUUUCCGAAGAAGAAAGAACCGCGUAGGCACACACUGGGUCAUGGCAUAGAGUAUAACAUGCUGCGGCGUAUGAAGCAACUAGAGCAUGAAAAGGAUGCACUCCAGCAAGGUCUUCACGCCAUAGAGCGAGCUAGAGAGUGGUACCAGCAGCGCAUCAGUGCUGUUCAGGAAAAAAUGCAGCAAGCUGGAAAGUGCCAUGCAACACCAGAGUAUUCCAUGGAUGCCCAAGAUGAAAGACUGAGAUUCCAACUGGCAAGAAUCUUGGAUGCUAACCAACACCUUAAUGCAUUGAUUGACAGUUCAGACAAGGGCUUCCCAACGCACAUGAACUUGGCUGUCCAGCCACCACCCUAUGAUGUUCAUCAAAACUCCAUAGUUCAGCGGCUGAAAGAGCAAAACCAUCUCUUAACUGAGGAAGUGAGCCAAAAAAGUGAGGUGAUUGCACAGCUGGAAAGAGAGAAAGCAACGCUGAUACGGGAGCUGUUCCAGGCUCGAUCGCAGCACAGGGCUGUUGUUGAUGAGACGACCCUCAUGUGAAUGUACAUCUUUCGCGUUACCUGCUUUCUUCGAAAGGCUGUCUGCAGUGACUGUCUCUCUUGCGAAAGGGCAGAGAGGCGUAAACAAUUGCGUGGGACCUACUGUGCGGUAGCCCUGCACAUGCCGGCAAGAGGGUGACAGCAAGGAUUUCAUUACAAAUGGACAGAUCUUUGCUCUUGUCACUGAAGUUAUGCUGGACAUCGCUCUACCUGGACGCGGGUUUGCUUUGCACUCGGUUAUACUGGAACUGGUCGGAUAGCAGUGGAGAGCAUUAACUUUUAGAGCAGCCAGCCGUUAAAGGGCCCCUGAAACGGUUCGGACAAAUUUUGUAGGCGCGUAGGGUACAGCUUAAGUAGAACAUUCGCACCACAAUUUAAGUGAAUCGUUACGUAUUAAUGGCGCUACAAGCGAUUACAAGUUACCCUCCUCCCUAGCCAUGCUUUUCCUCCUCAACUCGUGUCAAAGAUUGAUGGUGAGGUAAUCGCACUCUCCGAACCGGAGGGGAUGGGGCGACAACAAACCCACCCCGCGUCCGUUUAUUGAGGGUUCGACUGCUGACCGGCGAUAAGGUCCACGCCUGAUCGACUGUGAACCAGAGGCAUGAGACGGGAGGCGACGUACAACACAACUCAUUCAAUUUAAUAAAAUAACAUCAUGCGCGAGACAUAAUCAAAGGAAAAGAACAUACAACUACAGGUAGUGGGUCCUAGCUCACGGAAGGCUUGCGGGUCACACAACGCACGCCCUGACGCCACUCGCGCGACACUAAGCCCACCACGUGGGAAAUCCUACACUCGCGAAAUAACAAACAAAAUACGCGACACAAGCACGAAAUAUACGCGACAAUAAAUACGGCAAGCACUACACUAACAGAACAUGAAAGAAUUAACUCGCGAUGGAUAAAUAAAUGAAAGAUUAAACACGAUUUAAAAAAUACAGUCCGGUGGAAAGUUCUGAGAGCGGGCUGGAACACGAGGCUUAACUGUGGCGUGCUUGCCGAGAUCCCGGUCUGAAGAGCGUCGGGCUGCUGCUACCCCCGCUGCCGAAGAUCCUGACGGACUUGCACCGUCUGUCGGUCGAACGGCGAAGACUUCAGCCUGGAGGUUUCAGCCUGCCGACCACAUCUUCAGCUGUCUCCCGGUGCACGACCACGCUGCUUCGUCUUCCAAACUACUCUGCCGCUCCCCGGGCUGCCUCGUCCCUCCGUCGCGCUCAGGCGACCCACGUGAGCAAACGGUCGGGCGAGACGGGAACAAUGGGGACCGCUCUCCCCCCAUCGCCGUGCAAGCGGCGCUGUAGCUGGGGCGGCACUGGCGGCCAUCCCGAGAGGGACGCGGGCAUGCACUCUGUGACAACUCGUUCGCCGAGCGAAUGGGGCUAAGCUCCGCCUUCACUGGUUCCACGUCACGAUGCGACGUCACAUCGUCCACUUCCGGUUGUUUUGGAGCCCGCCCCCGCCCGCGUGAAACCUCUCCGCUAGCCACUUGGCCGUCGACCACAAGCGAGAGCUAUCGAAACAGCGUGCGUUGCGAGCAUUCUGUCGCAACGCCGAGCGUGUCUGGUAUUCCGUUAACUGCACACUAGCGGAACGUUUCGACCGAACGGUGGAAGCAUACACUCAAGCUGAUGAAGGAACUUUAGCGUAGACAUACGUGAGCUGCCUGAUCGGUCUACAUGGUCCAGCCACCCGUAGGUGCAGAGCUUAACCAGCCAAAGAAAGAGCUAAUAUUUCUCUAACCAAGUGUAAAACAUUUUAAACAUUUACAAAAACAACGUGUUAACGAUUACAUUCCUGCGAAAAAUUUACACCGGCAGCAAAGAAGAAUACAUUUUGUUACUGCUACUGUGUCUGGUUGAGCUCUAUGCCACCAGGUGGCUGCACCGUGCAGACCAUUCACAUUUGCGCUUCUGUUCAUCCCCUGAAACGACACGCAAGGGGACACGGCCAGGCCCUGCCCCUUGCGCUUGCGUUUACCCUAAUACCGGACUCGCGAAACGCUAUUGCGUUAGUAAUCUUCCGGUGUAAAGUGACGGCCGCAAUCGCGCAAAUCCUGGCGCCGAUCGGAUAGCGGCAGUCCGAUGCGCUCCAGCCAGUCCGCUCAUCUAUGUCGCAGCUUGACAUAUUGCCAGUCGCUACAUUUGCAGUCCACAACGCAACAAAGUCGAAUCAUAGUGCUCGCGAAAAGACAGAUCGACACUGACGGUGGAGCUCUCGUCAAAGACGGAGCAUGUUGUAACACAAGCAGACGACACUUGCUGUGUGCCGGAAGUGCUUAAGUGUACUGAAAUAUUGUUCUUGUGCAUUCUCUUUAUGUUACUUUAUCUUUAUAAAAACAAAUUAACUAACAUUCCAACUAUUACGAACAUCAUUUCUUUACAACAAUGUUGGAAAAAUUAUCGAUCACGCGCCCUGGUCAGCCAAUCGGAUAGCUCGCCCCACUGACGUCAUAUGGGUGAUUUCCGUCAUAUGGGUAGGGGUGGCUUAAAAUUCCACCGAGCAGUGUGCUGCGAUCGGCAGUGAUGUGCAUUUUUAAAACCUUAUAAUAAAUUACACGCUUUACGCGGAGCACUUAGAUAUGUCAAUUAAUGAUCAGAAGGACCUACUCUAACGACUUAGUAUGUUUGUAGAAAAUCGUUUCGGGGUCCCUUUAAGCCGCUGCCAUCGGGAUCAUAUCUUUGCAGGCAGCAUACACAGUGCAAUCUCACCUUACUUUGCCCUGAACCUCAGCUAUAUUUAUUUAUCCCUGUGUAACAGAGGUGCUUGCAACCUCUACUUGGCACGUUGAGGCCACCACUGGCACCACUGUUGCUUUUCAGGUUACAGUGUGUUGGGUUGCCAGAUAUGACAACAAAAUAUAUCGCUGGGCAUGCCAACAUUACUGCAGAGUAAGACUGUUUUGUACCACCAGAGCAAAAGUUGUUCCAGCUCCCAUGAUGUUGACACCACUGUGCUAAAGCACUGACGUUUUGCUCACGCUGUGUGAACACUCACCGCACCAGUUGUGAUUUCCUCCUGGUGUGAGCACACUGUAAGGGGACCUGCUGUUUUCCUUGGCCUCUUAUCAUUUGUUGAAAAUGCUCAGUCCAGCUUGAUGCGGCAUGUGCAAUACCUGUAUACCCGACCAGUCAUGAAAGGCCAUACUGCACUACUUUAUUUUUGUUUGCUGGUGCACAAGUAAAAGUGCUCCAUUCCCUCCUUUAUAGAUGGCUGAAAGUGACUGACAUUCCACAUGAUCCAUUUGUGUGCUGCUUUAUACAAAGAAAUAUUCUGAUGAACCAAAGUGAGGGAGAGGUCAAACAGCAGUGCUGCAGCAACCCCUUUAAAGGAAAACUAAUAAGAAUACUUGAAGGAGGAUCACUAAUAUGAAACUUCAUUGAGUUGCUUUUUCUGCUGCAGUGAGUUACCGUUUAGCAAUUAAUUGCAUUAUAGAACCUUGUUUACUUCAGCACUAAGAAUGAUCAAUUAUGGCCUCCUUUACUAUAACCAUUCUGUGUUUCAAUUUAAAAACAAAGGCGAUGCAACAAAUGCCACAGAUGUUUAUAGACUGCCUGGUAAGCACAGUGAGGUUUUAAAAUGACAUAAUAAAACACUUACAAGCAUGGUACCCAUCCACACUGUGCUGUGGAAAGCAUGAAAAGGAAGCCAUAAAUAAGCUUGUCAAGAAGCUUAAAGGGACUGUCCAUUGUUUUUCAAGGACUUGCUACUUUGUAGUGCAAUGGGGAGCUUGCGUACUGUUUGAAAUGUCUAAAAGUACAAUAGUUUCCCUGAAAAGCAAGUAGAAAUUUUCAAAACAGAUUUUUUCUAUUUGCAUAGUCUCCUUCAAACUGCGUAAGUACACCCAGAGAACUGAAUACUGAUCCCAGUGGAAUAGCCAUACCGGUAAAAGUGAGGAACUGGAACCGUAUCGAGUUUCCACAGGAAUUAUUACUUUGUGUUAAACACUAAAAUGUGACCUUAAAGGAACCCUGAAAUAAUUUUUAUCAAAGUCAAGAAAUGCAUUGGAAGUUUAACUAGACUAUUUCAGAAAUAAUUCGCAGCGAAAAGUACUUUAAUGCUAGAGCUGAAAUUCUGGAUAGUUGGCUAUUCGUGAUCCUCAAAUAACAGCAUGUAAAAAACAAGCGACGAACAUUGAAGAGACAUAAAACUUCAAUGCAUUCAGCAAAAGCAGAGUUUUUGGCAAUCAAAGAUUGCCUGUGAUCACCUUCGUGGAGCUCCCACUGCGUCAAUGCCUUGCACUGUGAAGGCUAUGGCGGAGUAGGGUGUGCCCACAACACUCCGCCUACUGAACGUCACCGUGGCACGCAGCUCAAAUUUGAUUUUGGAUGUUCACGUAGAAGCCACUACUUCAGAUAUUGGUGCCUAUGACACACCAAACCCAGUUGUCCUCGGCAAGCAGGCUCGUCAUAGCUGCAUGCAACUGUAGUGUGGGUGGUGGUGGUGGAAACUUAUUUAUUUGCAGUGAAAUUGCUGCGGGGAGACUCCGAGUGGUCGGAGGUACUUGGCUUCCCAUGGGUGGGGCCCUCAGUCCAGAGCUUCGCUUGUGGCUGCUGCUCUGUGAGCCCGGUCAACCAGACUCAGCUGAUCUUCCAGGCUCUCGCUGGCCAGCAGCUCCUCCCAUCGCUCCGCUGUAGGGUGUUGUAUGGGGGGUACAGCAGUGAUUGCCUAACAUGCCUACGUGAUAUGGUAUAGGGUGGCUUUAGCUGAACACCAUGGGCAGCGAGGAGGGUAUGCCAUAGGAUGUAUUUUAUUGAGGACGUGCAAAUUGGGGUAUGUGCCAGGUUGGAUUUGCCUCCAACUGACCGAUUCAUCUUUAAUUAGUGUUCAGUGGGGUGGGGAAUAGGUUCGCCUAAGUCCUCUAUAGUGGUUUAAAAUGGCUGAGUAGUCGCACGCGACGGGAACGGGUUCCUCAGGGGCAGAGUUGGAGGGUGCUCGGUUCAUAUACCCUAGAGCUACCCUAUCUGCUGCUUGGUUUCCCUCCAGCCCCAUGUGUCCCGGGGUCCAUAUGAUCCGAUUCUGAAUUGGGGGUGUGUGUGUAUUAGGACGCUCGCCGGUGUCUGUUGCGCUCAGGAUGAUACUGUGGGCAGGUUGGCUGAUGCGCCCUUGUAGGUAGUUGUGGCAAGCCGCCUGGGAGUCCGUCAGAACUGUGAGCGAUCGUCUAUGCCUGUAGCCGUGGGCAAGAGCAAGUGCAAUGGCUGUUUCUUUGGUCUCGGUAAUGUUGUGGCAGUGUAUGGAGGCGCUGGUAAGUUCUCGGAGUGUGUUGUCCAGAACUGUGGUUACUGCCUUGGAGUUCAUGAGGUCGUAGUUGGCGGCGUCAACAUAAUAUGUGGUGUUCUUGUGCUCGUACUGUAGUUCGAGGGCUUCCACUCUUCCUUCUUGCCGGCCGUGAUGUAAUCGGGGGGGUCCAUAUUGGGGGCAUGGGGGCAACUUUAUAGGUGGCGCGAAGGAGGCCUGGAAUGGCCUCGCGGCGAGCUGCUUCGUGGAGCUCACCGGUAUAGCCAAGGUGUCGAAGCAGGGCACGGCCCAUUGGUGUUUGCGCAAGUCGCUGAAGUUGCAUGGCGAGUUGCACUUCGCAGAGUUCUGCAUAUGUGUUGUGCAGACCCAACGCGACAAGCUUGCUCGUAGGGGUGCCCGGGGGCAGCUUGAGUGCCGCCUUAUAGGCCUUCCGGAGCAUGGCAACAACUUGGUCCUGCUCACCUUUGGUAAGUCAUUGAUAGGGUAAACUGUAUGUCACUCUACUAACCACGAGGCUGCUUAUAAGUUUCAGGGUGUCCUCCUCGCGCAUACCGUGGCAACGAGUGGCGACCCUGGAUAUCAUUCGGGCCGCCUGCAGGGUGGUAGUGCGGAGGAGGGUAAGGGUGUGGUUUACAUGGUGAUUUGACUGGAUGCACAUUCCCAAUAUACGGAUGAUGGUUUUCUCGGGGAGUUGUUGGCCAGCGAUAACAACACGGAGGCAAUAGCCUGGGUCCUUCUGCGCAGAUUGGGGGGGCUUGUGUUGCCAGAUUCGUAGGAACUCAGACUUCUCGGUUGCACAGGCAAGGCCACGUGCCUGUACGUAUUGUUCGACGCAGGUGGCUGCUUGCUGCAGAUUAUGUUCUUUUUCUCCAAGGGACCCUCGUGUGGCCCAGAUGGUGAUAUCAUCCGCGUACAUUGCGUGAUGGAUGGCAUCGAUGCACUGGAGUUCAUGCGCAAGACCAGCCAUGGCUACGUCGUUGAACAGUAGCGGGGAGAUCACGGAGCCCUGUGGGGUGCCCUUGUUCAGAACCUUGAUGAUGUUUGAUCGGAUUGGGCUGAGAGAGACUGUGGCGGUGCAAUCUGACAGGAAUGUCUGAAGAUAAUUAGGUGCAUCUUCACCUCUGCGUGCUUCCACUCAGGGGGAGCGUGCCGCAUUGCCAAUGGUUAUUUAGGAACUCCGUGAGUUCUCGUACGGUUCCUGAUAAGAGAGUACGUGAUUCUGACAGUCCCAGCUGCUGUGUUGCGAGUGCUGCUGCGAAUGGCAGCAUAGACUUCGUCCACCGUUAUUGGUCGGUCGACAGUGUUGUUUGGGACACUUUGAUACAUCACUCGAGAGGGAGGCGGAUGAUAAUCGCCAAAGCACUUGCACUGGAAUUGGGCAAGCAGCUCGUCAUCUGUGCCCUCAAAGACGUGUAUGAGGCAUGUGAUUGAUUUUUUGGUUUCAUUUCUUUCUGCACAGCAUUUGCUUUGUGCACGACAGGGCUGGAGUGCGCGCUCGCACUCAAGUGCUCCAGUCUGGCCAUGCUACGUAGCACGGACCGGCUUUGUCUUGCAACAGCUUGACCGACGGAUAGCAGAGACAUCCAACUUGCGCAUUUUGAAGUGCUGUCAUUAGCCCAAUGCGAAGCAACGUCUGCCAAGCCGUCUAGCCAGGAACAGUCAGGAGUGAGCAGAUGCUUUUUGAGCGUACAUAUUGUCUGACUUUAACGUGGUUCAAGGCUAGUUGAGUGUUCAAAUCUAAUCAAAAUUAGCGAGGCCCAAUGGCUACCACAUCGAUAAGCAGGGUGGCCAAAGUUUAAUUCCUGCGCAGGUGGCCACGGCCGAGCGCAAGCAGACUAUAGUCUAUAGAAUGCCUGCUUGGGGGUGUGGCCACACUGGCAUACCAAAGCACACAGCUUUUUCAACAUCCUGAACACGACAGCGACCCUCGCACCACGCCCACAACGUGAUAUGCAUUGAGCAUGUCGCGAUGUCCAGAGGGCACACUUGAGGACCCAAUGAUGUACCAGUUUUCAACAUUCUCUAACUGGAAAUCUGAAAGGAAUUACUGUACGAUGCAAAAAAAGAUCAUGGAGGCACGUGAAAUACAAUCUUAAGCAAUGCAUAAAUGUAUCUAAACAAAAUAGCUCUCCUUACAUGGGUUUUAGGCUACAAUAUGGUACACAGUUUCGUUUAGACUGUUUCACUGUCAAGCGAUGCCACAGGUAAUUUUGCACAACUUUCAGAGUCCGAUCAAGCAUAUCAUCCUUGUUUAUGUAAUAAUAACAUGCUCGUUUCCGUCAAUACGACACAAAGUCUUCUCAUUCUUACCAUAAUACAAAGACAUGUUCCGAGCGGUGGGCAGUCCCUUUAAACAUGUGAAGCCAUCUCCCGUGCCAUCACAACAUUUCCCACAUCGCACCUCAGUCAAGUUCCUUCUCAUUCAGUUUGUGUUAGCAAUGGUUACCAGGAGCCACCAUGAAAGAGAUCAUAGUGUGCAGCAAGAGUGCAGAUUCAGCUAAAGGACGGCUCUUUGGCCCGAAUGGGUUGGAGGGGUAAAACUAGUUUCGAGGUGAGGGUCAUGCCAACUAACAUUCCAUCACCCUUCCUGCAUGUUCAACCAGCCAAAUACUUAGCUAGGCCACACGAGCGCUGAUUUUUCUGUAAGCCAGCGUGUUAUGAUGGAGAGAAUUUGCGAGAUGGUUGAUAACGAUGCAGGUGCUGUUGCACAUAGUGGACACAGUACCCCAGCUUCCUACAAUUUGUAUCUGUUACUGUAAAUCUGUUCUCCAGAGAGUGUCACCACUGCUAGUAUUUUUGGCACUCCUGCUCACUCAAGCAAUCUCUGCUUCUUGGCAGCCUGGAACAUUGCAUUAUGAUCUAUGUUUCCGGUGUCUCUGUUGCUUCAUUCUAUGAACAGACCGCAGUUCCGUGUUUAUGAGAAACUCAAAAGGUCUAAGUAAUCUCAGCUAAAUGAGCUGCUUCAAAUGACAGUGUCUCAAAUUGUUACCAAUUCUGAUUUUUUUAGUCGCUGUGCUAGCCAGUGGUGCACUCGCAAGUGAUGAAGUGUCCUGCUGGUCUGCAUGGUUGUACAACUGCUGCAUUGUGUGCAAGUACAGUCGGUAGUCAGUAGAAGGUAGCUAGUUGAUGCUUCAGCUGUUUCUUCCCUCUGCUGUGCUUGGUAUGCAGAUAUGCAUGUUACAUGCCCAGUGUAAUGCCAGCAAUGUGUUAUCGUCAUGAUAUUGUUCAUUAUGCAUAUCAUAUAGACUAUUUUGAAGUUUACUUAAAUGAGGCGGACGCACAGGCAAAAAUGUAUUAAACUAUCACUUGCCUGCUUCCUACUCUGUGAUCAAGCCAGUUCUUGUGUGCCACAAUUGCAGCCAUUGCUGCACCUACUGAAAGUUGCUCAGGGUAAUUUUUCUGUACUUGUCUCUGUGCUUUCAUCAUUUUGCUUGUUAGCCCACUGCCAUCAGUGCCACAUAGUGUAAAUUUAGCAAGAUUCCACAAUAAACAUUUGUAACAAAGCAUAUAAAUAGGUUCUGCACUUUGCCACACAUGUAGCUUCUUCAGAAACAGACUAACAUUGUGCGCAUUGACAAACUAUUUGUGCAGUGUUGGUGUUUAUUGCCAGGUAACAUGAUAACAACAUUUGCAAGUGCUCCCACUGGCACUGUGUUGACUGUUACACACACAUACCCUUCCUUGUCACCAGCACCAAGGAGAGUCCUUCAUUUUAUUACUCAAGAAGUUAUCUUUCAAUUUUGUGUGUAAUAAUUAAACAGCUACAUGUCACGUGCUUUGCACCGAAAUUUCACCAUCACUUAGAGAGCACUUGGUUAGUGUAGAGAGUAUUCUUUGAAACGACACUUAUACCUCAAUGCAUAUAAAUGCCUUAUACUCUCAUCUCAUGACUAAAUUACAUAUGCUAGUACAAAAGUUUUGUGCAUUUUUAUCUGUGCUUCAGUAACGGCAUUCCAUUCAUUGAAAUGGCUGACAUUGUUAUUGGCAGCAUUCUUUCACAGUCCUGCCCUUGCUGUAUUUCCAUUAUAACGCAGCUUACAAGUUUUUCCACAUUGCCUCCAAGCAAUCUAUCAGACAGGCUAAAACACAUUUUAGGAAAGAACCCGAUUCAACACAAACGUCUUGCAAGGAUUUCGUACUACAAAGUAGUAAUGCCGCCAAUAUAAUGCAAUAUCCCUGCUCUAUUACUUUAUAUAUUCGAUGGGGGCGAAAUGCAAAAACACCCGUGUACUUAGAUUUAGGUGCACGUUAAAGAACCCCAGGUAGUCAAAAUUUCCGGAGCCCUCCACUACGGCGUGCCUCAUAAUCGGAAAGUGGUUUUGGCACGUAAAACCCCAUAAUUUAAUUUUUUUAUUAUUAUUACAUAUGCAUAAUCUCGGAGGCUCAGUUAUGUGUACAUUGUUGAUAUGCUGUUAAAUUAUUUUCUGGUUCUUAAAAUUGGGCACUAAAGGGAAACACUAAAUCAGAUUAAAUUGGUUAAAGAUCCUCUCAAAACUAUGUUUUCAUUCAUUUGGUAAGAAAGUUGAUUUUACUGGUGCAGGAUAUGAAGGUCAAACUGCCCUUUUCCUGAAUCUUGCAUCAAAACCUUCUAGCAGAUAUGUCACUGAAGUUAUGGAUUUCAGAAGUGUUUUCUUGUAUUUAGGCUGUUUUACAGAGGAAAAGUUCCCAAAACUUGUUAGCUUGGGUUUUCUGUUAUAUUGGAAUGAAAUGGAGUCCCUCUUUAAUAAUGGAGGUUUACUAACUAGAUCCACGUGAACACUGUCAAAAUCCACGACGUCGUGGUGAGCUGGUGCAAAAACAAUGGCAGCGUUGCCACCAGAAUUUCGUGUUUGCAUAUUUUCUGGUCUUAAAACACCCUAUCAUUGUAAAGGUGGCUGUUCUGCUGUUGCAGAACCGCAGCUUACUAGUGCAUCUCAUAUUAAUGUGCGUCUUUAGUAUCCCUUUAACCCCUUGUAGCAUUGGUACUCAGAAAUGUUACGCUGUUUAUAUGCCACUCAUCUUUUAGAGAAACGAGCACAAUUUGUGAAAGAACUAACAUUGACGGAUGGGAAAGUGCCAAUUGCUUCUCUUUUACUGUGCAUGAAAGAUGCACGUUCAUGUGUGCAGGUACAAUUUGCUGUUGCAUGAUUGUUCGUUGUGCAGUGAAGUUUUUCAGCCAAAUCAAAAGUGCAAAUGCUGUGCAUUUAGCUUAAAGAUUUAUGUUACGCAGGAAGAAAAUGACAUUAUGCAAAUGUUUAAUCAGUGCUAAGGCGUACACUCAACCUUCACUUCUUCUAAUAGCUGCCAUCGUUAUUUGCUCGUUGCCUUAUUCCUCCAUUCUUGUACAUCAUCAGUGCUUUAACUUAAUGUCAUCUUGAACUGUUAGUUGGGUAUCGCCAGUAUGACGCUGGUAUUGAGAAUAGAAUCACAGUGCAGUAUUACUCAGAACCAGUUCAUGGACUUGCACGUACAAUUCAAGAAAACAACUUUCCCUUGGUACUUAUUUUGUUAUGACUGGCUCUGAAUAUCUGAAUAAAAAAACUUGUUUACAAAUGUUCCACACAAGCCAGUUGUGAAAUGAGUGUGUUUUGUACUCGUGGUUAUCGUGAAUGUUUUGUGAUGAAAUGACCAGUUUAUAUGAAAUAAGCAGUUUAUAUGAGAUCCUGCCAUUUUACACAGGUGUUCCUUGCAUAAAGUUCUUACAGACAUUGCUAUAUUUUAAUGUUGCUUUGCUGGAAAAGUUAAUAUUUUGUUGUAUAUGUACAUAUAAGAAAUUUUUACCAAGUGUAUCUUGAAUACUGUAAUACAUAUUUUGAAUAAAUUCAACAGUAUUGAAGGCUUUUAAUGGCCAAUAAAAAUA
Molecule: messenger RNA, 12904 nt
Organism: Dermacentor andersoni
Lineage: Eukaryota; Metazoa; Arthropoda; Arachnida; Ixodida; Ixodidae
Product: suppressor APC domain-containing protein 2
Source: RefSeq, a predicted model, not a curated record